This is a messenger RNA of Vicia villosa (hairy vetch), 670 nucleotides long. Its product is annotated as ethylene-responsive transcription factor 3-like. The record is from RefSeq and is a predicted model, not a curated record. The transcript has a single exon. Gene Ontology annotation, biological process: regulation of DNA-templated transcription. Gene Ontology annotation, molecular function: DNA binding; DNA-binding transcription factor activity. NCBI's taxonomy places the organism in Eukaryota, Viridiplantae, Streptophyta, Magnoliopsida, Fabales, Fabaceae. Bases 1 to 669 code for a protein of 222 amino acids.
AUGGCUCGAGUGAAAGGCCGCGUAGAUCGAACCCCGGCUCCCAACCCGAAUCCUGCCGAGGUGCCGGAAAUCCGCUACCGCGGCGUUCGGAAGCGGCCAUGGGGCCGAUACGCAGCGGAGAUAAGAGAUCCGUGGAAGAAAGCCCGUGUCUGGUUGGGCACUUUUGAUACUGCAAUUCAAGCGGCCCGGGCUUACGACACAGCUGCUAUCUCCUUCCGUGGGGCAAAGGCGAAGACCAAUUUCCCUAUCCCUCCUGAGGUUCUUGCGGCUCUGCAUCCUCUUCCUCCUCCACCUCCGGUUAACCGUAGGCCAAGACAACACGUGCUUGCCGCCCCACUGGACAACACGGUUUAUUUCAAUUAUCCUACUUCGAGCGGGAUGAGUAGCACCGUGGAGUCAUUCAGUGGGCCUAUGGUGGGUUCUUCUUCUAGAGUUCAUGUGUUUGCUCCGGUUAAUCCUAGACCGGUUGUUGCUGCUGGUGGUGGUGAAGGUUAUCACAGUGAUUGUGAUUCCUCUUCUUCUGUGGUGGAUGCUGAUGACGAUGAAGACUGUGUUAUCAUUUAUUCAUCAGCGGUUCGGAAGCAGCCUCGCAAUAUUGAUCUCAAUUUGCCUGCUCCGAUGUUCUACAAGAAUAAUGAAGAGAUCCGGGCCACCGACCUCCACCUCUGAC